This is a messenger RNA of Bursaphelenchus okinawaensis, 1146 nucleotides long. Lineage: Eukaryota; Metazoa; Nematoda; Chromadorea; Rhabditida; Aphelenchoididae. The record is from the annotation of a GenBank genome assembly.
AUGCGUCCGCUCUACGUGCUGACCGUUCUGAUUCUGAUUCUCAACUCCACAGAAUCCUUUCGGUUUCAUCGUAAACUUACUCACACAUCACCCAUCUUGAACAGGGUAGGUUUGUCAUUGAUUGGCCUUUUUUAAGCUGUUUGAUGUCUAAUAUCAUCGUAUCUUGGUAGAGCUUUUUGAAUUUUACAAUACUUUACAAUAUUUUAUUGUUGGUUUGAUUGCUUUUUCUGACUUACAAUGUGUGUUGCGUAUUGUAAGUAGUACGUUUUAGUAAGUAAUUUUAAAAAGUAUUGUUUUAUAUCAUCUAUAACUUAAGCUCAUCAUAUUUUUACAUAGUCUACUAACUUGCAGUAAUUUUAUAUAAUUGCCUUUAAAUCUUUGCUCUUUGAUACGAUAAUGUAGAUUACUCUUAUCACUUCACAUCAAAUCUUGACCUUAAAGAAACCUGUAUAUACGACAGAAACCUAGUAGAUGUGAUAGGUUUCCUCUCCAAGGUUUCUCUAAACUUCUAGAAAGCAAAGUAAUGUGAUGAGCAAAGUAAUCGUAUCUCCAGUUCCGUGAACCUCUAAUGUCAUUAAGAAUGUCCAUCUUACCAUGAACUUGUUUAUCGCUGCUUUUGUACUGGUUUGGCUAUUAAUACUCACGUAUUCAUUCAACCACAGUAGGAUGACUAUUAUGUUAUGAGUCCUUUACUUUAGUCAUUACUGGCCCAUUCUUACUAUAGUUAUAGCACUAUUCUUACCACAGUUAUUGCUCUAUUCUUAUGUUAUUGUAGAAAAAGCAGGCUAUUAAUAGUAACUAUACUAUGUAGGCUAUUCUUAGCUACAACAACAUAAUGGAAAACAGUUUGUGAAGGUUCGUUAACCAUACUCUGUCUUCUCGAAUUAGACGUUCACCCAACACUACUGCAAUCUCUAAUUAGGAAUGGAGAUUAGUGUUAAUUACCAUUCCAUUGUUUGCACCUCCAUAAUGUCAACAAUAACUUGUUUUCAGUUGGAUCAAAAACAUCGAAUGGGCAAGCGAGUACACAACCUGUCGCUGCUCCGGCUAGGCAAGCUGUUCCGGACCAGCCAGCAAGUGAAGCGGGACGACGAAGACCGUUCCAUGCCCAAACUUCUGCUCAUCCUUAGGAAUCGGACCGUGUAG